Echinops telfairi (small Madagascar hedgehog) is the source of this 1507-nucleotide messenger RNA. RefSeq names its product 40S ribosomal protein S27-like. Lineage: Eukaryota; Metazoa; Chordata; Mammalia; Afrosoricida; Tenrecidae. The transcript has a single exon. Gene Ontology annotation, molecular function: structural constituent of ribosome; RNA binding. The record is from RefSeq and is a predicted model, not a curated record. The coding region runs from base 1205 to 1459 and encodes 84 amino acids. Gene Ontology annotation, biological process: ribosomal small subunit assembly; translation. Gene Ontology annotation, cellular component: cytosolic small ribosomal subunit; ribosome.
GUCUACAAUUAAUUAUUGAUAGACAGUGGUAAAUUUAUCUCUUUCCAAAUUUUUUCUUUAGCUAGAACAGCAUCAUCAGACUUUCCUCUCUCAUGUUUCAUGCCUACUGUGAUGUUUCUGUUUGAUAUGUACCAUAUAUACUUGAGUAUAAGCUGAGACACCUAUUUUUACCACAGUAAACUGCGGGGCUUUUUCAGCAUAUAAAAUGUGCUGAAAAACUCGCCUUAUCCUUGAGUAUAUAUGGUAUCUGCUCAAACUUUAGCAUACUUAAUGCUCUUUGUUAUGUUAGGUUGAAAGAAUUUAUCCUCUUUCUACCUAGGAUUUAUUGUCCAUUGAGCUUCCCAUCUUUUGUUUGGAGCCUUGUUGAUAAGGUGUAUAAAUCUCUACAGCUUAAGAUCAUUAAUUGCUCUCAGGUUGUCUGCUUCACCUUAAAUCAAUUUUGAUAGCAUUUUCUAAGGAAAUAAACCAUUUCAUUUAGUUUUUCACAUUUUUUUUAUCAAAUUGAACAUAAUGUAUCCUCAUAAUUUUAAAUCUCACUGAUGACUAACUAUACUUAUGUUUAAGUUUUCUUGUUCCUAAUGUUUGUCUUUUCUCAUCAAGGGGCUAUCAGCCAUUGUUAAAUCUUGUUUAAGGAGUCGGGGUAGUGUAGUGGUUCAGCUUUCUUCUGUAACAGUCUGUGUAAGUCUGCAGUCUUCUUCCAUAAACAUCUGCAGACUUGCAAAUGCUGUCGGAGGGCAGUUCUGUGCUCUUAAGCAUCUCUGUGCUUUGGAAUCAACUCGACAGCAACAGCAUAUCUUUGUUGAAAUAGCUAUUAAAAUAUUUUGCUCAUUCUUAGGAUUUUCUCAAUGAAUUGUUGGCAUUCUUUAUAUAUUCUAGACACAAAUCUUAUCACAUACCUAAUUUAAAAUAUUUUCUCUGUAGUUUUUUUCUUUUUAAUACUGUAACUUCUGUAUUGCAAAAGUUUUAAAUGUAGAUGAAGUCCAGUACUCAGGCUUUCCAAAGCUUUACAGUUUUACCUUUAACUCUAUGUUUGUUAUGUUGAUGUUUAUCCCAGUACCACAUUAUCUUGACUGUACAUAAUUUUAUAUAGUGAGUUUUGAAAUUGGGAAGAUAUGCUUCUAAAAUCCUAAAAAUUGUUCUGGCUAUUCUGGGUAGUUUAGUACUUAGCUGUGGCUUUCUGGUGGUGACAACCUCCCCAGCGAUCAUGCCUCUCGCAAAGGAUCUCCUUCAUCCUUCUCCCAAAGAGGAGAAGAGAAAACACAAGAAGAAGCACUCUGUGCAGAGCCCCAAUUCCUACUUCAUGGAUAUCAAAUGCCCAGGAGGCUAUGAAAUCACCACGGUCUUUAGCCAUGCACAAACAGUAAUUUUGUGUGUUGGCUGCUCUGCUGUCCUCUGCCAACCGACAGGAGGAAAAGCAAGGCUCACAGAAGGAUGCUCCUUCAGACGGAAGCAGCACUGAAAGACCCUGAAUCGAGAUGAGUGGGAAGCCAUUCUAAUAAACCCAUUU